This is a messenger RNA of Cylindrotheca closterium, 1608 nucleotides long. The record is from the annotation of a GenBank genome assembly. Lineage: Eukaryota; Bacillariophyta; Bacillariophyceae; Bacillariales; Bacillariaceae.
AUGGACCUUUCUCCAAGCAAUAACAAUCUCGAAUCCCCGCUCAACCCAGAGAGUGAAAUGGAUGACAAUAAUGUAGAGGAGGGCUUUCAAGAUGAAAUAAUUACAAACGAUCACGAGGAGGAGGACCCCACGACUACGGUUCACGAUCAAGCUGACGCCACUGCGGCCUCGGAAUCGUGGUUCAAUCCGCAACAAAUGUCGGCCAUGUUGUCCAACUUUUCAACCUCUUACAAUGUGGUCAACAUCAGUCUUGUAUUACCAAUACUGCAGAGUUUACAUUCGGCAUCGCAACAGGCAGUCGCCUCGACCGGAAGUUCCUUAUUGGCUGGAAUGAUGUUGGGGCAAAUUGGUGGUGGUAUGCUGGGCGACACUUUUUUGGGCGCACUGGGAGCUUUGAGAUUAGUCAUGGUCUUGCAAAUUGUGGCAAGCAUUGGGAGUGCCUGCACCAAUGUGCAAGAUGCGGGAUUUUAUGUCCACCUGGCAACCUGGCGAUUCAUUUUGGGCAUUGGUGCCGGUGGGGUCUAUCCGCUGGCCGCCGUGUUGAGUGCGGAACAAGGCAAAGAUCAACAACAGCAAGAUAGUCAUCAUCAUCAUCAUCAUGAUUCGGAUGCGGAACAGUUGGGAAAGCAAAUUCAUCGAGUGGUCCUUACCUUCAGCACCCAAGGUUUGGGUUUUGUGACAGUCCCAAUCCUUGCAGUCAUUCUCUUUGAGGUCACGGACGAUUUGAAUUUUAUUUGGAGAUUCUUGCUGGGCUUUGGGUGUAUUCCAGGGCUUGUACUCAUGCUGUUACAAUGUAAAAUGUACCGUCAAGAGCACCACAAUCACGAUCCAGUUCCGUUGUCAGAAGAACAUGACGAAGGAGAGAUUGCCAAUCACAACGAUGACGAAGAGCAUGAUGUUACGACUGGUGUUCAAGAAGAUGCCACUUUGGAAGAGCCAGAAGAAGAUGGCACACAAGAGGCGCAUGGCUUGUCAGCCCUCUUUCACGAACCUGGACUCGGCAAAAAGAUUAUCGGUACAGCCGGAACUUGGUUUCUAUUUGAUAUUGUCUUUUACGGAAACACAAUCUUUCAACCAAUUGUCAUGGAGGCUGCCUUUGGAUCAGACUCUAAUGGCAAGAGCGAAGUUGAAGAAUUAUCAUCGACGGCUCGCAAAUCCCUGAUGCUCACCAGCAUUGCAUUGCCAGGAUACUUUUUUGCGGCCAUGGUCAUGGGAAAGAAGACACUCUGUGUCACCCAAACCCCACGUUACGUCAUGAUGCAAGGAUUUGCCGCCAUGGCAAUUUUGUACACUACUAUUGGUAUGAAUUGGUCCUAUCUACGUCAUUAUCCUGCCGUGCUGAUCUCCCUUUAUGGAAUGACCUUUUUCUUUGCCAAUUACGGGCCCAACACGACCACCUUUAUCUUGCCAAGUCUCCUUUAUGCACCAGAGCACCGAAGUACUUGGAAUGGAAUCAGUGCAGCCUGUGGCAAGCUCGGUGCACUAGCCGGGGCAUCCCUGUUUGCUCCAGCUGCAGCGGAAUUGGGUGAUAAUGUGGUCAUGCUCUUGUGUGCUGGUUUGUCCGUCUUUGCACUCUUGUUAACUUCUUGCUUUGUUCCAAAAGUAUGA